CCCAAAAUAUAUUGCCAAACUUACACUUUGAAAAUUCUAUAGAGUAUAUUUUUAGUAACAAAAAGCUGCUUUUCUUCUUCUUCUUCUGUAAUGGAAGAAAGCAACAACAAUAACAGAAGAAAUGAUUUGUUAAGGUUUGACAAGAAUACAUGCCCAGGAUGCAAAAUUGAUCAACUCAAACAACAACAAACUGGGGUGCCUUACAAACACCUUUCUUAUAUUUGGCUUGUCUCCCUUUGCACUGCUCUCCCAAUUUCUUCUCUUUAUCCAUUCAUUUACUUCAUGGUAAGAGAUUUUGGCAUUGCAAGUCAAGAGGAAGAUAUUGGUUACUAUGCUGGAUUUGUUGGUUCUUCAUUCAUGGUUGGAAGAGCCUUGACGUCUCUUAUUUGGGGAGUGCUUGCUGAUCGAUAUGGUAGAAAGCCUAUAAUUCUAAUUGGCACAUUUUCAGUGGUCAUUUUCAACACUCUGUUUGGACUCAGUUCAACCCUCUGGAUGGCAAUUUGUUCGAGGUUUCUCCUUGGAUGUUUUAACAGCCUGCUAGGAACAAUAAGGGCAUAUGCUACAGAGGUCUGCCGAGAGGAAUACCAUGGUUUGGCAAUGUCAAUAGUUAGUACCUCUCGGGGAAUUGGCAUGAUUAUUGGUCCUGCCAUUGGCGGUUUCUUUGCACAGCCUGCUGAGAAAUAUCCUCGCUUCUUCUCCGAGACGUCUUUGUUUGGAAGGUUUCCAUACUUCCUACCAUGCCUUAUAAUAUCCGUCUAUGCUUUGGCUGUAUUUAUUUCUAGUUGGUGGCUUCCGGAAACACUGCACAUGCAUCGUGCAAGGGUAGUCACCGAAGCGGAGUCUCUCCAUGUACCUGAACUAGAAGCUUCGGAAGGUUUACUCAGUCAAAACGAGAAUAUAGAUGUUAAAGCAGAAAAAGUGUCUUCCUUUUCUUUGUUGAAGAAUUGGCCAUUGAUGUCUACAAUCAUUGUGUAUUGUGUGUUUUCACUUCAAGAAAUUGCAUACGCAGAAAUAUUUUCAUUAUGGGCUGUUAGUGACAAAAAGUUUGGAGGGCUUAGCUUUUCAUCUCAAGAUGUUGGUGUGGUUCUUGCUAUUUCAGGUUUUGGGCUUUUAUUGUUCCAGCUUAUACUCUAUCCAUACAUUGAGAAACUUCUUGGCCCGCUCGCAGUCACACGACUUUCAGCUAUUAUAUCAAUCCCUAUUCUAUCAGCUUAUCCAUACAUAGCAAUGCUUUCAGGAGUUUCUCUUUACCUAACCAUUAAUUGUGCAUCACUAAUAAGGAAUGUGUUAUCUGUGUCACUAGUCACUGGGAUAUUUAUCUUGUUGAAUAAUGCCGUUCCCCAACAUCAACGAGGGGCUGCUAACGGAAUCUCAAUGACGGCCAUGUCUGUUUCUAAAGCAUUUGGUCCUGCUGGAGCAGGGGCACUCUUCUCGUGGGCACAAAAACGUCAAGUUGCUGCCAUACUCCCAGGGGAUCAAAUGGUAUUCUUCGUAUUGAACGUCAUUCAGUUUAUUGGGUUGCUUUUGACCUUCAAGCCUUUCAUGGCACAACACGAUGGUAGAACACUAUAAGGAUACCUGUAAAGACUCUCAAGGCUACCUCUUAAAGUUCAGCAUCUGAACUUUGAUCAGGCAUUAUUCGGCGUACCCCCCCCCCCCCCCGGGCCCGUUUGAUGCUUGGCGUCGCCAUUCGUUGAACAAGUAUAGUUUAUGGUUGUGAAAAAAAUAAAUGUGGUGGAAUUUAGGUUAAAUGACACUAAUUCAUUAAUCAUUACAUUGCAACAUAAACCAUAUAUUGAAGGGAUAUUGAAUUACUGUUCUGUUAUGUAAUUAUGUUUGUAUUUA
Messenger RNA from Erigeron canadensis, 1845 nucleotides. Its product is annotated as probable peptide/nitrate transporter At3g43790. Gene Ontology annotation, molecular function: transmembrane transporter activity. The transcript is spliced from 17 exons. The record is from RefSeq and is a predicted model, not a curated record. Lineage: Eukaryota; Viridiplantae; Streptophyta; Magnoliopsida; Asterales; Asteraceae. Gene Ontology annotation, biological process: transmembrane transport. The coding region runs from base 91 to 1572 and encodes 493 amino acids.